AAUGUAUUAGUGGAUCACAAUUCUGUGAUGGGGUCCAGGAUUGCGCAACUGGUGAGGAUGAGAUUGACUGCCCAGUUGUUUGCACAAAUGAUGAAUUCACCUGUCCUGAUGGCAGUUGUAUCCCCGUAGCCAACUUAUGUGAUCAGAUAGUAGAUUGUCCAAGUAGAGAAGAUGAAGAUCCUGCAAGAUGUAUUGUUCUUUGUCAUGAAUAUGAAUGCAUCUCGGGUGAAUGUAUUCAUGAACACCAUGUAUGUGAUGGGGUAGUGGAUUGUGCUAGUGGUGAAGAUGAAAUUGGAUGCCCAGUGAUUUGUACAGCAGAUGAAUUCACUUGUCCAGAUGGUAUCUGUAUCCCAUUGAAAUACCUAUGUGAUCAUGUAGUAGAUUGUCGUGAUGGUGUUGAUGAAGAUCCUGUACGAUGUGAGCGUCCUUGUCGUCAACAUGAAUGCAGAACAGGUGAAUGCAUAAGCCAGUUUCAAUUCUGUGAUGGUAUUGCAGACUGUGCCAGUGGUGAAGAUGAGCUUGAUUGUGGCUGCUUAGAUGAAACUGAAUUUACUUGUCCAGAUGGCAGUUGCAUUCCAAGGUCUUACUUGUGUGAUCAGAUCGUUGAUUGUCGGGGUGGAGAAGACGAGACUCUUGAAAGAUGUAGUGUUCCCCAAUGUACAAGAUACGAGUGUGAAACUGGGGAAUGUAUAAGUCGUUUUCAGUUUUGUAAUGGCAUUGACGAUUGUGCUAAUGGUGAAGAUGAAAAUGGAUGUCCAACAAAUUGCUUGGAUACACAGUAUACCUGCCCAGAACAGAAGUGCAUUCCACUAUCGUACAUUUGUGAUAAUAUUAUAGACUGUGCCCAGGGAGAGGAUGAGAGCAACUGCUGUUCAUCCAAUGAAUUCACAU
Molecule: messenger RNA, 891 nt
Organism: Saccoglossus kowalevskii
Lineage: Eukaryota; Metazoa; Hemichordata; Enteropneusta; Harrimaniidae
Cellular component (GO): plasma membrane
Molecular function (GO): protein binding
Source: RefSeq, a predicted model, not a curated record